Molecule: messenger RNA, 1101 nt
Organism: Raphanus sativus (radish)
Lineage: Eukaryota; Viridiplantae; Streptophyta; Magnoliopsida; Brassicales; Brassicaceae
Product: transcription factor MYB20
Exons: 2
Coding region: 206-928 (240 amino acids)
Source: RefSeq, a predicted model, not a curated record
GAGAUAAACUUGCUUAAUUAUACCACUUUUGUGUUUAUUUUUCUUUCCUUUUCCAUGUUACAUUUCCGAGCCCAUGAUUCUAACCUAGUUUCUUUCAUGAUUUUGAAAUAUAAGAAAAUAUAAGUUUUUUUUUGUAAACUACCAAGAAAGUGUAAGUUUGGUAAAAAGACAUUUUAUUUUUGCGUGUGAAGUCUAAAGAGUAGUAAUGGGUGGUCGUAAACCAUGUUGUGAUGAGGUUGGAUUGAGAAAGGGGCCAUGGACAGCGGACGAAGAUGGGAAACUAGUUGAUUUCUUAAGGACACGUGGAGGAAGCGGUGGAUGGUGCUGGAGAGAUGUGCCAAAGCUGGCGGGGCUAAGGCGGUGCGGCAAAAGUUGCCGUCUCCGGUGGACUAAUUAUCUGCGGCCAGAUCUCAAGAGAGGUCUUUUUAGUGAAGAGGAAAUUCAACUAGUCAUUGAUCUUCAUGCGCAACUUGGCAAUAGAUGGUCGAAGAUUGCAGCAGAACUACCGGGAAGAACAGAUAACGAUAUAAAAAAUUAUUGGAACACUCAUAUAAAGAGGAAGCUCAUAAGAAUGGGUAUUGAUCCAAACACACAUCAUCCGUUUGACCAACAGAAAGUCAACCGCGAGAAGGAGGAGACGACAUUGGUCAACGGUGGAAACCCUCGGGACGAGACAGAGGUACCAGUGGGUUUGCAGAAUGACACGUCUGCAGGAAAUCUAAACCACUUAGCUGACGUGGACGGUGACAGUAUUCAACCGUGGAGCUUUUUAAUGGAGAAUGACGGAGGAGGAUGCUCCUCCGCGGGAGAGCUGACCAUGCUAUUGUCCGGCGACAUUACGUCAUCAUGUUCGUCAUCGUCAUCACUGUGGUUGAAGUAUGGAGAGUUUGGAUACGAAGAUUUCGAACUUGGAUGUUUCGACGACUAGAGUGAGAAUAAAAUACAUGCUAGCUUGGUUAUGUUUAGGUUCAUUUUACUUAAUUCUAUACACAUACGUGGAUUAAUGUUGUUGGACCAAUUACUUAUAAGUUAUAACGAAUAACAUCAUCAAGAGCUAGUAUUUUGUAUUUUCUGAUUAAUAAUAAACGUUAUUUACGUCAC